GAAUUAAAGACCAAUCCAUCAGCCUUUGCCUUCCAAGAUAUUGUCUAUUGUAAUAUUGGUAAUCCACAACAAUUGAAGCAAAAGCCUUUGACUUUCCAUCGUAAUGUUCUUUCAUUGCUUACAGCUUCUCAUUGGUUGGAAGAUUCAUCUAAGAAGGAACUCUUGAGUCAAAUGGUCAAUCGUGAUGUUCUGGAACGAGCCGAGAGAAUAUUGUCCAAUAUUGAUUCAAAAUCCACAGGAGCCUACACUCACUCUCAAGGUUAUGAAUUUGUUCGUGAAGAUGUUGCUGCGUUCAUUGAGCAGAGAGAUGGACUCAAGAAGGAACCAUCCACUCCGAUCGAAUCUUCCUCACCGAUGGAGCUUCACCUGGUGUUCAAUUGUGUUUGA
Naegleria fowleri is the source of this 387-nucleotide messenger RNA. RefSeq lists its product as uncharacterized. NCBI's taxonomy places the organism in Eukaryota, Heterolobosea, Eutetramitea, Acrasida, Naegleriidae. The transcript has a single exon. The record is from RefSeq and is a predicted model, not a curated record. Gene Ontology annotation, molecular function: L-alanine:2-oxoglutarate transaminase activity. The annotation marks the transcript as partial.